AUGAACCUGGGCGACGUGCGGGUGCGGUGGUUGCGGGAUCGAGCGCUCGCUGCUUUAGGGUUGACCGACGCGAAGCCUUUCGAGGAGCUGCUAAGCCGCGACGGCGGCGAGGCCGGGAGGGCCGUGCUGCGCUUCUUCAACGGCGGUGCUGAGAACGAUGAGGAUGUGACGGCCGUGCUGCUGCUGCUGCGGGCCGAGCGGCGCCCCCACGAGGGCGGGGAGGCAGCGGACACAGGCGGUACACGCGAGUUUGGAGAUGAGGAGGAGGAAGAAGGCUCUGAUAAUUCAUUUUCUGAGCAGCUGGCUGAGGUGGCCUCCUCUGUGGCAUUGGAAGGAAACAUGAUUCAGAAAAGCAAAACAUCCGAUCUGGAAUCUUCAGAUGAUAGAAGUGUUUCAGGUCAUGGGUCAGCUCUCCCUACUGAGUCUGCAUUGGGUGAAGUGGAGCAAAGAUUUGCAACGGAACACACUACGCAGAUAACAGAACAGAAAGCUGACGAGGUGUAUUUCUAUGUGGCUCUUGAUGAAAUUCCUGAAGAAUUUGUAUCAGAUGCUACUGUAUAUUUUUUGAGAGACCCCAAAGAAGCAGUUACUGAACCUAAUGACCUGACUGAAGCUGAUGUGGUUCUUCCUAAAGUGAUUGAGUUUGGUUUACUGACUGAUGAUGCUCUUUUGAUGCUAAAAAAUAUCUUCUCAAAGCAGGCUGGAGAAGUUUCCUUUGCAGAAAAGGAAGUGCAGCCUGUGGAAUACCAUGAUAUUCAGAUAAGGAAUGAUCAUGUGAACAUGCAGAGAUUCUUAAGCACUUCUCAUCCAACUCUACAGCAAACUGAAGAAGAGAUUAAACUGGACAUGCCAACUGUAAAUCUAGAUGGAGAAGUGAGUGUUCUCGCUGCAGUUCCAGAAAUGGUUGAAGCUCUUGAAAGUUGUGCAAUGACCUGGCAAAAACUAAUAUCCACAGCUCUAGAGGAACAACUGAAAAAGGUUCCACAGGGCAGUGGUCCACUUGCAGAAAUUGACCUCUGGUGUGUAAGAAAUGCUGUUUUAAGUCAUCUUAAUGAACAGACAAAGCUUCCAGAAGUGGAAAGAGUCUUGGCAGUACUGCAGGAAGCUGAGUCUGAGUGUGUCAGAGAUUUACAUGUAAUCUUCAAUGACCUCAGAGAACACUGUGUGGAAGCUCUUGAUAAUGUUAGAUUUCUUUCAACUCUGGAACACCAUUUGAAGAAUCUAACGCAUGGCACUGGGUUUAAUGUUGUCUUGGAUACAAUUCCUUCGCUGAUGAAUGCUCUGAGAAUGGUGUGGAUUAUGUCACGGCAUUACAACACAGAUGAAAGGAUGGUGCCCCUGAUGGAAAGAAUUGCAUGGGAAAUUUCAAAUCGAGUGUGCAAAGUUGUGGAUUUACAUACACUAUUUAAAGAAGAUAGAGCUGCUGCGAAAAAGAAAAUAGCAGAGGCCAAAAGUACUCUUGAACAGUGGAAGAAAUCUUAUUUGGCUGUUCGUGCCCAGAUUGAAGCAUCAGGAAGAGAGCAACACUGGGAAUUUGACCGAAAACUUUUAUUUGGAAAAACAGAUUAUAUGACUUCAGUUUGUCAAGACCUGUAUGAUAUUUUGCAGGUCACUGAAGAGUUUUACAAUGUAUUUUGUUCUGAGCUGAAAGCUGUCACAGGUGAUCCAAAGCACAUUGAUCAUCUUCUGAGAAGAGUAGAUGAACUAACUAGUCCAAUGGAAGAACUGGCUUUUGAUCCUUUUAGCCUUGAAAGUGCACAUGAUUGGAAAUUAAUUAUGGAGGAAUUUAAAGCAGAAGUUUCAAUUAUUGAAGAAGAUGCCAAAAACUUUAUUGAUAAAUCUUUUAAGACUCUUCGAUCAGCAGAAGCUGCAUUUGACAUGCUGUUGAACUUCAAAAACACUCGCUGUCGUGAAACAAUUAAUAGGCAGCUGAUGAUGAAGUUCAAUGACAUAUUGGACCAAUACUGUAAAGAGGUUGAAAAUGUUAGACAAAUCUUUGUUCAAAACCUCACGGAUCCACCCUUGUUCAAGAAUCAUCCUCCACUGGCUGGAGCAAUAUACUGGGCCCGAUCGCUCUUCUAUCGCAUCAAACACACUAUUGUUCGGUUUCGGGAAGUAGAGGGGCUGCUUGCUAGUGAACGUGGAAAAGAAGUAAAGCAAAUGUAUCUUAAAGUGGCCAGGAGGAUGAAAGAGUAUGAAGAUCAGAAAUAUAAUCAAUGGAGAGAUGAGACAGAAAAGAUGCUCCCACUCUUACUGGAAAAAACUCUGCUGAUAGUCAUUACUGGUGGGUCAGCAACCCAUGUUAGUCUAGAGACUUUUGAUCAGACCUCAGUAACAGAGGAGCCUGUCACCACAGAGAAAAGUGUCCAAUUCCUAGUGAAUUUUUCUCCCAGACUCCAAGAGAUUAUCACUGAAACAAAGUACAUGGAGCAACUGGGGUUUCCAGUCCCAGAAAUAGCAAGAAAUGUGGCACUACAGGAAGACAGAUAUCUUAGGUAUGCAGAUGGAUUAAAACACAUGCUGGAUGACUAUCACAAUGUAGUAGGAACAUUGAAUGAAGCAGAAACCAAACUUCUUGAUGACCAUAUUCAGGAACUCUGGAAAGUGUUCAAAGUAGGGCAAAGAAGACUCAACUGGAACUCCUUAGGUAUUGCUGACUUUAUAGUCCGAUGUAAACAAGCCAUCAGGAAGUUUGAAAUCCUCAUCCAUCAGAUUCAUGCGAAUUCUGGAGACAUAAACAACAACCUUCUGCAAAUAGCAUCAACAAAUCUUUUCAAAUUUCCACUUUCAGAAAGUGCUGAUGUGCUUCCCAAUGUGAAAGAAUUUUUUGAGUAUGUAAAAUGUGAAAGAACAAAAGAUACAGAUCACAUGGUUAGAAUGUAUACUGCCAUUCCACAACUGUUAGCACAGCUGGAAGGACUUGUCAAUAUGAAGAGUGGCAAAUCUUCAAAAUUGGCUUCCUAUUAUGCAUAUUGGGAAAAUAGGAUUUAUCAGAUGCUGUUACAGUUAAUUCUGAAGAAUUUGCAAGCUUUUAAUGCAGCUGUUCUUGCAAAUGUGCCACUGUUCCAAAUAGAAGCUGUUUUGUCUCCUCCAAAAAUAAUCUUGCAACCCAAUGCCAGUGAAAUCGACAAAAUGACAGCGCAAUGUAUCCAAGACUGUGUUGAGGUCACAAAGCAUUUUGUGCGGUGGAUGCAUGGCACGUGCAUUGAAUGCCCUCCUCAGCGUCUUACAGAUGAUGAAAUGAUCACAUUCAGCUUUUACAGUGACAUCUCCCAGAACCCUCUGAUAACUGAGCAGGCUGCUCUCAUCACUCAGAAUGUCCACAGAGUCCUGACUUCUCUCAGCACGUAUUUGAACCAUUGGGAGAGAUACUGUUUUCUGUGGACUGUGGACAAAGACAUGGCCAUAAAGAAGUUAGCUGCUGAAAAGCCUUCCUAUGUCACCUUUGAUGAAAAGCUGCAGUUCUAUAUGAAGAUAGCUCAAGAAGUCACUCAACAACCCUUAAUAAAAGAUGAACAAUUUAUCAGGCUUUAUAUGAGUACUUUAGUUUCUGCAGUGGAGGAUAAAGCUAAAGACUGGAUGAUUUCCCUUGGACAGUUGCUUAAUGAGUUUGCAAGAAAAGAACUCUUCAGUCUUCAGGAGGAGAUCGAGACAUUAUCAGAGAAUCUUAAGACACCUCCUGAUUCCUUGGAAGAGCUGAAAAUUGUCCUCAGUACAAUUACAGCUAUCAGAGGCAUGUCGUUUACAGUGGAACUGAAAUAUUUGGACAUCUGGGAGAGAUACCGAACUCUUGCAAUGUAUGAUAUUCAAGUGGCUAAAGAAGAGCAAGAGAUGGCUGACAAGAUUAAGGAAAAGUGGGAGACUCUGUUCUUUGAAGCAUCAGAAGUUGAUCACAACCUUGGAGGCAUAAAAAGAAUGUUCACAGAGAUUACAAAGCAACAAAUCGAGGACUACACUACAAAGGUAGCAGAUUUCUUCUGUAAAUUCAUGGCUGAGGGGCCUGGUGCUGUUGGAGAAGAUCUUGAUAAAGGGCUGGAACUCAUGGCCAUUUUUGAAAAAGAAAUGGAAAAACUGGAAGAAAUUCAUCAGGAACUGGGCAGUGUUGAGAAACUUUUUGACUUGCCAGCUAAAGUGUAUCCUGACUUAAUGAAAAUGCAGAAUGAUAUGAAAGGUCUAAAGCAAGUCUAUGAAAUUUAUGAAUUACAGAAGGCAGCUAAAGAGGAAUGGUCUCGGACACUCUGGAUAAACCUCAAUGUGCAGUUUCUUCAGGAAGGAAUUGAAGGAUUUCUUAAAGCUUUUCGAAAGCUGCCCAAACAAGUCCGCAGUAUGCCAGCAGCCUGUCACUUGGAAACAAAACUGAAGGCAUUUAGAGACUCCAUUCCUUUGUUGCUUGAUUUGAAAAAUGAAGCUCUAAGAGAAAGGCAUUGGCAAGACCUUAUGGAGAGAACAGGCACAAGGUUUGAAAUGACAACUGAAACGUUUACUUUGGAGAAUAUGUUUGCUAUGGAACUUCACAGGCACUCAGAUAUUAUCAAUGAAAUAGUUGGAACAGCUGUUAAGGAGCUUAGUGUUGAGAAGAGUAUGAAGGACAUAGCAGAAACAUGGGAACAGCUGAAAUUUACUGUGCAAAUAUAUUUCAAAGGCACUGAGAAGCGUGGCUUUAUUCUGGGAUCUGUAGAUGAAAUUUUAGAGAUUCUUGAUGACAACAGUGUCAAUCUUCAGAGCAUCUUGGGCAGUCGUUUCGUGGGUCCUUUCCUUUCAACUGUUCACCAUUUGGAAAAAACUCUGUCAUUGAUUGGUGAAGUAAUUGAGAUCUGGAUGGUGGUUCAGAGAAAAUGGAUGUACCUGGAGAGCAUCUUUGUUGGUGGAGAUAUAAGAUCACAGCUUUCAGAAGAAGCUGAAAUAUUUGACAGUGUAGACAGUAUGUUCAAAAAGAUAAUGGAUGAAACUGCAGAAGAACCAAUAAUUAAAAAAUCCUGUGAGGCCCCAAAUCGUCUAUCAGACCUCCACCAUAUCAAUAAUGUGCUGGAGAAAUGUCAGAAAAGCUUGAAUGAUUAUUUGGAUUCGAAGCGAAAUGCCUUCCCAAGGUUUUUCUUUAUAUCUGAUGAAGAGCUGCUUAGUAUCCUUGGCAGCAGUAACCCACUUUGUGUCCAGGAACACAUGAUAAAGAUGUACGAUAACAUAGCUUCCCUGAGGUUUCAGGAUGGUGAUGGUGAUAAGAAAAUCGCCACGGCCAUGAUUUCAGCUGAGGGGGAGGUGAUGGAUUUCCGGCAGGCUGUAGCUGCAGAGGGCAGAGUGGAGAACUGGAUGACAGCAGUGCUGGGAGAAAUGAGACGAACAAACAGACUUCUUACUAAGGAGGCUAUUUUUCGAUACUGUGAAGACAGAAGCAGAGUUGAUUGGAUGUUACUCUACCAAGGCAUGAUGGUGCUGGCUGCCAAUCAGGUGUGGUGGACGUGGGAGGUUGAGGAUGUCUUUCGGAAAGUGAAGAAAGGAGAAAAACAGGCAAUGAAACUGUAUGCUAAAAAAAUGCACCAACAAAUUGAUGAGCUGGUUACUCGCAUUACUGCACCUUUGAGCAAAAACGACAGGAAAAAAUACAACACUGUUCUCAUCAUUGAUGUUCAUGCCAGAGACAUCGUCGAUACAUUUGUCAGAGACAGCAUUCUGCAGGCUCAGGAAUUUGAAUGGGAAAGCCAGCUGCGCUUCUAUUGGGACCGAGAACCAGAUGAGCUGAGUGUGCGGCAGUGCACAGGGACAUUUUCAUAUGGUUAUGAGUACAUGGGUUUGAACGGGCGCCUCGUGAUCACCCCGCUUACUGAUCGUAUCUAUCUCACAUUCACACAGGCUUUAUCAAUGUUUUUGGGAGGAGCACCAGCAGGGCCAGCAGGUACAGGGAAAACAGAAACAACCAAGGAUCUGGCCAAAGCACUGGGCUUGCUGUGUGUGGUGACAAACUGUGGAGAAGGCAUGGAUUUCAAAGCAGUUGGUAAAAUCUUCUCUGGUCUUGCCCAGUGUGGAGCAUGGGGAUGCUUUGAUGAAUUCAAUCGUAUCGAUGCUUCUGUGCUUUCAGUCAUUUCUUCUCAGAUUCAAGUUAUUCGAAAUGCUUUAAUGAAUCAUCAGAAAACAUUUCAGUUUGAAGGACAAGAAAUAAACCUUGAUAGCCGAAUGGGCAUUUUUAUUACAAUGAAUCCUGGUUAUGCUGGCCGGACUGAGCUCCCUGAGUCUGUAAAAGCUUUGUUCAGGCCUGUGGUUGUUAUUGUACCAGAUCUUCAGCAAAUCUGCGAAAUCAUGCUCUUUUCUGAAGGAUUCCUUACGGCAAAGGUCCUUGCCAAAAAGAUGACAGUGCUGUACAAGCUGGCAAAAGAACAACUUUCUAAACAACAUCAUUAUGAUUUUGGGCUGCGGGCCCUUAAGUCAGUAUUGGUGAUGGCUGGGGAAUUGAAAAGGGGAUCACCAGACCUCAGUGAGGAGGUUGUACUGAUGAGAGCUCUACGAGAUAUGAAUCUUCCUAAAUUUGUGUUUGAAGACGUACCUCUCUUCCUUGGCCUAAUCUCUGACCUGUUUCCCGGCCUGGACUGCCCUCGAGUCCGCUACCCUGACUUUAAUGAUGCUGUAGAACAAGUGCUGGAAGAAGGAGGUUAUGUUGUUUUACCAGUUCAGGUGGAUAAAGUUGUUCAGAUGUAUGAGACAAUGAUAACUAGACACACUACAAUGGUGGUUGGGCCUACUGGAGGUGGCAAAUCGGUUGUCAUUAAUGCUUUGUGCCAAGCCCAGAACAAGCUGGGAUUGUUGACAAAGCUUUACACACUGAAUCCUAAAGCUAUGUCUGUGAUUGAACUAUAUGGGAUCCUUGACCCUACCACACGAGACUGGACAGAUGGAGUCCUGUCAAACAUUUUUCGGGAUAUCAACAGGCCUACUGACAAGAAAGAACGAAGGUACAUUCUGUUUGAUGGAGAUGUAGAUGCUCUAUGGGUUGAAAACAUGAAUUCUGUCAUGGAUGACAAUAAGUUACUGACCCUGGCAAAUGGGGAGAGGAUUAGACUCCAGUCGCACUGUGCACUGUUGUUUGAGGUUGGUGACUUACAGUAUGCAUCUCCUGCCACAGUAUCCCGCUGUGGAAUGGUCUUUGUGGAUCCUAAAAAUCUGAAAUACAAGCCUUACUGGCAGAAGUGGAUGCGAGGAAGAGAAAAUGAGCAAGAGAGAAUUGAAUUGAAUCGUCUCUUUGAAAAAUACGUGCCCUGCCUUAUUGAUAUGAUUACAGAGGGAGUUGUGGAUGGCAAACAAGAAGAAAGGCUGAAGACCAUUGUUCCUCAAACAGAUUUAAACAUGGUGGUUCAGCUGACUGUGAUGCUGGAAGCUGUUCUUGUAGAAAAACCUGAUGAUCCUGAUGUUCUAGAGUGCUUUUUCUUGGAAGCUUUAUAUUUUUCUUUAGGUGCUUCUCUUCUUGAUGCUGGAAGAGUUAAAUUUGAUAAAUACAUUAAACAUAUUUCUUGUAUGUCAACUGUUCAUGAUGAGAACAUCCUGGCUAAGCCAGGGGAGCUGCCAGGUCAGCUGCCAACUUUGUAUGACUUUCAUUUUGAUGGAUUUCAAAAAAAGUGGGUACCUUGGAUGCAACUUGUUCCUGGAUAUAUUCAUAAUCCUCAAAAGAAGUUUCUUGACAUCCUAGUGCCUACAGUGGAUACAACACGCACUACUUGGUUGCUAGAACAAAUGGUAAAAAUAAAACACCCAGUUGUUCUUGUAGGUGAAUCAGGUACUUCUAAAACAGCAACAACGCAGAACUUCUUAAGCAGUCUGAACGAAGACCUUAAUCUUCUCCUAGUGAUGAACUUCUCUUCCCGUACAACAUCAAUGGACGUCCAGAGAAAUCUAGAAACAAAUGUAGAGAAACGAACUAAAGACACUUAUGGCCCUCCUAUGGGAAAACGUCUCAUUGUUUUCAUGGAUGAUAUGAAUAUGCCAAGGGUUGAUGAGUAUGGCACGCAGCAACCCAUUGCCUUGUUGAAGCUGCUGCUAGAAAAAGGUUUCCUGUAUGACCGCAGUAAGGAGAUGAACUGUAAAAUGCUCCGAGAUCUGGGAUUUGUCGCUGCCAUGGGGAAAGCUGGAGGAGGUCGGAAUGAAGUCGACCCUCGAUUCAUCUCACUCUUCAGUGUUUUUAACGUACCUUUUCCUUCUGAGCAGUCACUGAAUUUGAUCUACGCCUCCAUCCUGAAAGGCCACACUGCGACGUUUAAUGAGUCUAUAUCAGCUAUCUCUGAGACCAUAACAGUAUGCACCUUGGAGCUUUAUAAAAGGAUUGUCUGUGACCUACCCCCUACUCCUUCCAAAUUCCAUUACAUUUUUAACCUGCGGGACCUUUCCAGGGUCUAUAAUGGACUUAUUCUUACAACCCCAGAGAGGUUUCAAACAGUCACCCAGAUGGUGAGAGUUUGGAGAAAUGAGUGCCUGAGGGUUUUCCAUGACAGGCUGAUUAAUGAAGCAGAUAAAGCUUUGGUACAAGGACAUAUCAAAAACCUGAUUGAAGAGAAUUUCAGAGAUGAAUUGGAGCAGGCUAUGAGGGAUCCUAUUCUUUUUGGGGAUUUCAGGAUGGCACUGAAUGAGGGAGAGCCUCGUAUUUAUGAAGAUAUACAAGCCUAUGAUGUGGCAAAAAAUCUCUUUCAGGAGAUUUUGGAGGAAUAUAAUGAGGCUAAUGUUAAAAUGAAUCUAGUUCUUUUUGAUGAUGCUUUGGAACAUUUAAUCCACGUAUAUCGCAUCAUACGGAUGGAUCGUGGCCAUGCCCUACUCAUAGGAGUUGGAGGCUCAGGAAAGCAGUCUCUUACAAGAUUGGCUGCCUUUACAGCUGGAUGUGAGGUAUUUGAAAUCAUCUUGACUCGAGGAUAUAGAGAAAAUAACUUCCGAGAAGACCUGAAAAGCCUGUACCAGAAGCUUGGUAUUGAGAACAAGUCAAUAGUCUUCUUGUUUACAGAUGGCCAUGUAGCAGAUGAGAGUUUCUUGGAGCUCAUCAAUAACAUGUUAACUUCAGGAAUGGUGCCAGCCCUUUUUGCAGAUGAUGAAAAAGACACCAUACUAAGUCAGAUUGGAGACGAAGCUAUUAAAGCUGGUGUGAACCCAGCUAAACAGAGCGUCUGGCAAUAUUUUGUAAACAAAUGUACAAGCAACCUUCAUAUUGUCCUGGGAAUGUCCCCAGUUGGGGACAGUCUGAGAACGUGGUGCAGAAAUUUCCCAGGUCUUGUCAACAAUACUGGUAUUGACUGGUUCUUACCCUGGCCCUCCCAAGCUUUGUAUGCAGUUGCAAAAUCCUUUGUUGGAAGUAACACACGCAUUCCAGCAGAGAGCUCCAAGAUGGUGGUUGAGCACAUGGUCAUGGUGCAUGAAUCUGUAGGCAUUUUCAGCAAGAGGUUUCUGCAGAAAUUAAGACGUAGUAACCAUGUCACACCAAAAAAUUACCUUGACUUUAUCCAUACGUAUCCAAGAUUGCUUGAGGAGAAAAAUGAGUUCAUUUUAGUACAAUGCAAACGGCUGGAGAGGGGCCUGGAUAAACUGAAGGAUGCGAGUGUGCAGUUGGUUGAGCUGAACAAGAAACUCGCAGAGCAAAAGAUUGUGCUAGCAGAAAAAUCAGCUGCUUGUGAGGCUUUGUUAAAAGAGAUUUCAGCAAACACAGAAGUAGCUGAAGUGAAGAAAAAACUGGCUGAAGAAAAAGCUGCAGAGAUACAGGAACAGAAUAAGAUUAUUGCUAUGGAGAAAAAGGCUGCUGAGACAGCUCUGGCUGAAGUCAUGCCUAUUUUAGAAGCUGCCAAACUGGAGCUGCAGAAGCUUGACAAGUCUGAUGUUACUGAGAUCAGAUCCUUUGCAAAACCCCCUAAACAGGUGCAAGCUGUUUUGGAAUGUGUUCUUAUAAUGAGGGGGUACAAAGAAUUAAACUGGAAGACAGCCAAAGGAAUGAUGUCAGAGGCCAAUUUCCUGCGAUCCCUGAUGGAGUUAGAUUUUGAUGGCAUUACUUACAGCCAAGUGAAAUCUGUUCGAGCUGUGUUGAAGAGUCUUAAUACCACCUUCACUGAAAUGGAACUUGUUAGCAGAGCUGGCCUGGGAAUGCUGAAGUUUGUUGAAGCGGUGAUGAGCUACUGUGAUGUAGUUAGAGAAGUCAAGCCAAAGAGAGAGAAGGUGGCAAGGCUAGAACGGAACUAUUACUUAAGUAAGAGGGAACUGGAAAAGAUAAAUGCAGAGCUAUCUACAAUUCAGGCUGAGCUUAAAGCUUUGGGGGACAAAUACCAGGAGGCAAUAAAAGAAAAGCAACAGUUACAAGAAGAAGCAGAGAUUAUGCAGAGAAGACUGGAAGCUGCUGACAAGCUCAUCUUUGGCUUGAGAUCUGAGAACAAGAGGUGGGCAAAGGAACUAGAGGACCUCAAAAUGCGAAAGGUGAAGUUGCUUGGAGAUUGUCUACUCUGUGCUGCCUUUCUGAGCUAUGAAGGAGCAUUCAGCUGGGAGUUUCGUAAUGAGAUGAUUUAUCAAGUGUGGCAAGAAGACAUUCUUUCACGAGAGAUUCCUCUCAGCCAGCCUUUUAGGUUAGAAAGCCUCCUGACUAAUGAGGUGGAGGUUAGCAGGUGGGUUUCCCAAGGAUUGCCUCCGGAUGAGCUCUCCAUCCAGAAUGGCAUUCUGACAACAUAUGCAAGCCGUUUCCCACUCUGUAUUGACCCACAACAACAGGCUUUAAAUUGGAUUAAGAAGAAAGAAGAAAAAAAUAACCUGAGGAUGGCUUCCUUCAAUGACCCAGAUUUCCUUAAACAACUAGAACUUGCCAUAAAGUAUGGAAGUCCUUUCUUGCUGCAUGGUGUUGAUGAAUACAUUGAUCCUGUGAUAGACAAUGUCUUAGAGAAGAAUAUCAAAGUUGCACAGGGGCGAAAAUUCAUUGUGCUGGGUGACAAAGAGGUUGACUAUGACAGUAAUUUUAGGUUGUACCUGAACACCAAAUUAGCAAACCCAAAGUAUUCUCCUGCUGUAUUUGGGAAAGCUAUGGUUAUCAAUUAUAAAGUUACACUGAAGGGCCUCGAGGAUCAAUUGCUCAGUGUUAUUACGGGUUUUGAAAGAAGGGAAUUGGAAGAACAGAGAGAACAACUCAUCCAGGAGACGAGUGACAAUAAGAACUUACUGAAAGAUCUGGAAGACUCUCUCCUUCGGGAACUGACAUCUUCCACAGGAAACAUGUUGGACAACAUAGACUUGGUGCAAACCAUGGAGGAGACAAAAUCCAAAGCUACUGAGGUGAUCGAGAAACUUCAUCUGGCUGCGACAACAGCGGCGGAUAUUGAUCAGCUUCGAGACGGCUACAGACCAGCUGCCAGGAGGGGGGCCAUUUUGUUCUCCGUUUUGUCUGAAAUGGCAGUGGUCAACAUCAUGUACCAGUACUCCCUGGUCUCCUUCUUAGAGGUUUUUGGACUCUCUCUUCGGAAAUCCAUGCCCAGUCCUAUUCUUCCCAAGAGAUUAAAGAACAUCGUGGACACGUUGACUUUCAACACCUAUAACUACGGCUGCACAGGCUUGUUUGAGAAGCACAAGUUAUUGUUCUCCUUUAAUAUGACUGUGAAGAUAGAGCAAGCUGAUGGCAGAGUUCCCCAUGAAGAACUUGACUUCUUUUUAAAAGGCAAUAUUUCCCUGGAGAAGAGUGCACGAAAGAAACCGUAUGCUUGGCUUCCAGAUCAAGGCUGGGAAGAUCUAAUUCGCUUGUCUGAACUAUUUCCUGAGCAAUUUGAAUCUCUUCCAGAUGAUGUGGAAAAAAAUCCAGAUGUAUGGAAAAAUUGGUACGAUACAGAUGCUCUGGAGCAGAUGCCAUUCCCCAUGCACUACCAGAACAGUCUCACAAACUUUCAGAAACUCCUCCUCCUGCGGUGUUUCCGAGUGGACCGAGUGUAUCGGGCAGUGACAGACUAUGUGACACUGACCAUGAGUGAGAAGUAUGUGCAGCCCCCCGUGAUCAGCUUUGAAGCUGUCUUUGAGCAGAGCAGUCCUUACUCACCAGUUGUCUUUAUCUUAAGUCCUGGCUGUGAUCCCAUUAGUGACCUCAUGAAACUGGCUGAGAAGACAGGCUUUGGAGGGGAUAGACUCAAAUUCCUAGCCAUGGGACAAGGCCAAGAACAGAUUGCCCUGCAGAUGCUGGAGAACGUGGUGGUCAGAGGAGAGUGGCUGAUGUUGCAGAACUGUCACCUUUUGGUGAGGUGGCUUAUCACUCUGGAAAAGGCCCUGGAGAAAAUCACAAAUCCUCACCCAGACUUUCGCCUCUGGCUGACUACAGACCCAACCGAGGGCUUCCCCAUUGGGAUUCUGCAGAAGUCACUGAAGGUUGUAACAGAACCACCAAAUGGUCUGAAACUGAAUAUGCGAGCCACCUACUUCAGAAUUCCCAAAGAGGCCUUGGAGCAGUGCCCACAUCCUGCCUUCAAAUCCUUGGUCUAUGUGCUGGCAUUUUUCCAUGCCGUGGUUCAGGAGAGGAGGAAGUUUGGGAAGGUUGGCUGGAACGUACCGUAUGAUUUUAAUGAAUCUGAUUUCCAGGUCUGCAUGGAAAUUCUUCACACAUACUUGACAAAAGCUUUCCAGCAAAAUGAUGAUAAAAUCCCCUGGAGCAGCCUCAAGUAUCUUAUUGGUGAGGUCAUGUAUGGUGGCCGUGCCAUUGACAGCUUUGAUCGUCGCAUUCUGACUGUCUAUAUGGAUGAGUACCUUGGUGAUUUCAUAUUUGACACAUUCCAAACAUUUCAUUUUUACAAAAAUGAUGAGGUUGAUUAUAGGAUUCCACAAGGGACGGUAAAAGAUGACUUUGUUGUGGCAAUAGAAUGUCUGCCCCUCGCCAACACUCCAGAAGUAUUUGGUCUUCAUGCCAAUGCUGAGAUUGGGUAUUACACACAGGCAGUUCGUGGUAUAUGGUCUCAUCUUCUUGAACUGCAGCCUCAAACAGGUGAAUCUGGUACAGGAGUUAGUCGAGAUGAGUAUAUUGCUCAUGUUGCUAAGGAUAUAGAAAACAAAAUACCAGAAGUAUUUGAUCUCAGCAAGAUACGCAAACAUUUUGGACUGGAGCUGCCCCCAACAACUGUGGUGCUGUUGCAGGAACUGGAACGUUUUAAUAAACUCAUCAUUUGCAUGGCAAAGUCAUUGGCUGAACUGCAGCGCGCCUUGGCUGGGGAAGUUGGAAUGAGCAGUGAACUGGACGAUGUGGCUCGGGCACUCUUCAAUGGACAGAUUCCUGGCAUCUGGAGGCGGCUGGCCCCCGACACACUAAAAACCCUUGGAAAUUGGAUUAUUUUCUUCACAGAUAGGUACAACCAGUACAGCACCUGGGUUAAUGACUGUGAACCAAAGGUGAUGUGGCUCUCAGGCCUGCACAUUCCAGAAUCCUACCUGACAGCUCUUGUUCAAGCCACCUGCAGGAAAAACAGGUGGCCCCUGGAUCACUCCACCCUGUACACCGAGGUGACCAAAUACAGGACUGCAGAAGACAUCACUGAAGGGCCUACACAAGGCUGCUUUGUUUCUGGCCUGUUUCUGGAAGGGGCAGACUGGGACACGGAGAACAGCUGCCUAACAAAAAGCAAGCCCGGGGUGCUGGUGGUGGAGUUACCCAUCCUGAAGAUAAUACCCACUGAAGCACACAGGCUCAAACUCCAGAACACCCUCCGGACACCAGUGUACACCACCUCCCAGAGAAGGAACGCCAUGGGCGUUGGCCUUGUUUUUGAAGCUGAUCUUUACACCACAAAGCACAUUUCCCACUGGGUGCUUCAAGGCGUUUGUCUCACUUUGAAUGCAGACUGACAGUUUGCAGUUAGGCACUGCAUUAUCCUCACAGCAUCCCCGGUGUGAGCGAGGGGAAGAAAGAAAAAGAGGCAAAGACUGAGCCCCAGGGUGGGGUCCCAUUAGGCACAAUUGACUUCCAGUAGUACAUUACAACUGUGAGCUAAUGGUAUCAA
Messenger RNA from Lagopus leucura (white-tailed ptarmigan), 13958 nucleotides. RefSeq names its product dynein axonemal heavy chain 10 (gene DNAH10). The transcript has 79 exons. Lineage: Eukaryota; Metazoa; Chordata; Aves; Galliformes; Phasianidae. Gene Ontology annotation, molecular function: dynein light intermediate chain binding; dynein intermediate chain binding; ATP binding. Gene Ontology annotation, cellular component: dynein complex. Gene Ontology annotation, biological process: microtubule-based movement. The record is from RefSeq and is a predicted model, not a curated record. Bases 1 to 13803 code for a protein of 4600 amino acids.